AUGACGUCUUCUGCUGUUUUGUCACUAAAUUCUUUCUUUAAUUUCUCUCAUGCAAUUUGUCGUGGCAUUCCUAACAGUUUAAAGGAGGAAGCACUUCGCAUGGAAGACAACGAUCCAGUCAACUUGGAGAUCGCAAGGAAGAAUUUUGAAAUUUAUAAAUACACCCUUGAAUCAUGUGGGGUUGAAGUGAUAUCUUUAGAAGCUGAUGAAUCUUACCCCGACUGUGUUUUUGUUGAAGACACUUGCGUUGUUAUUGGAAAUGUAGCUUUCAUUACGCGGCCAGGACACCCAAACCGAAGGGAUGAGGUAAACUCAAUAAGGGAAAUUUUGAAAAUUAAAUUUAAUAUGACAAUUAAAGAAGUGGAGGAUUCUGAAGCAAUAAUUGAUGGAGGUGAUGUUCUAUUUACAGAUUUCCAAUGUGCUGAUGUUGUCUUUCUCUAUUUUAUUUUUAUUUUUUCUCCCCCUUGUUCUCUUUCCUUUUGUUUUUUCUCUUUCUCUUUUUCUCUCCCCCCUUUUACCUUUUUCUUUCUUUCUUUCUUUUUUCUCUUUCCUCCUUUAAUUGUUUUCUAUUAUUUUCUCUCUUACUAUUUUUUUUCUCUUAACUUUUUAUCUAUUGUAGAUUUAAUAACUUUAAAGAAGCAGGAAAAAGUUUUUGUUUUCCUGCUUCUUAAAAGUUAUUAA
Molecule: messenger RNA, 681 nt
Organism: Acanthosepion pharaonis
Lineage: Eukaryota; Metazoa; Mollusca; Cephalopoda; Sepiida; Sepiidae
Source: the annotation of a GenBank genome assembly